This is a messenger RNA of Aspergillus wentii DTO 134E9, 681 nucleotides long. RefSeq lists its product as uncharacterized. The transcript is spliced from 3 exons. Bases 1 to 681 code for a protein of 226 amino acids. The record is from RefSeq and is a predicted model, not a curated record. NCBI's taxonomy places the organism in Eukaryota, Fungi, Ascomycota, Eurotiomycetes, Eurotiales, Aspergillaceae.
AUGCUUCUCACUCUCGCUCUUCUCCCAACCUUGGGCCUUGCCCUCGCCACCAAACGCGAUGACACCUGGGGCGGAAGCGUAUCCCUGGGCCCAACCAAGUCCACCAUCACCAACGCCGUGACAACCCUCAUCCCCGGCGCCGCACCCGCAACCCAGAAUGGCGAGCUCUUCCUCUGGCCAGGAAUGAGCAACGGCACUGGCGAUCUCGUACAGACGACUCUCGAGAGCUGGGCAAGCAAUGAUUGGUGCGGCGCGGAGAGCGGACAAUGGUGUGUUCGCGCGAGCUUGUUCGGAAGCUUUGGACAACUGGAUGGAAGUGCCAGUGCUGUCAGUGGGGAUGAGAAGGUCCGCAUCGAGUAUAACUUGGAAUCGGAUGGGGAGACGUGGUUGCAGAAUGUGACCAACGCGGAUACCGGCAAGGUGUUGUCGACCUUCUCGCACAACUCGGGCCCUUAUAUGACUGGAUAUGGUACCGGGACCGAAUGUGAUAGUGAUUGCACUGGCACGGUCGCAGCCCAGCAAUACCUCAACACGGUCAUCACUCUGGCUGAGGCCGAUGAGAGCUUCGGCAGCACCAUCGCUAAGGCUGGCAGCGCGACCUACGAAGGAUUGAGCUCGAGCGAGGGCGGCAAGGUGUGGACCAUUAAGACGAUCAAUGUGCCUGCCAUGCAGAGCUCCUAG